AUGGGACUUACAGAAAAGCUUCCUAAAAACGAUAAGGAUGUGGAGUCUGUGGACAAAAAACUUAUUAUUUCUGGGGUUAACGUUAUUUUUCCAUGUCCCAUAAAGCCAGUACUUCUAAACUCAAAAGAAAAAGGGCUCGAAGAAAAGGAUGUAGCCAAGGACGAGGAGAGUCCAAGAACACCAACUUGUGUAGAAUCGAAAAUUCCUUGUAAAUCAGUAUGUCCACCAGCACCCAAGAAGCCAAAAACAAGUUCAAAAUUUCAUAAUCGUGCUGCUUCGGAAUUCUUCAAACUCCCGGAGGAAUGGGAAACAAUUUUCAGACGCGAUGUUAAGGAAGAAACCAAGUUAACUUAG
Olea europaea var. sylvestris is the source of this 354-nucleotide messenger RNA. RefSeq names its product cyclin-dependent protein kinase inhibitor SMR6-like. The transcript has a single exon. The record is from RefSeq and is a predicted model, not a curated record. Lineage: Eukaryota; Viridiplantae; Streptophyta; Magnoliopsida; Lamiales; Oleaceae. The coding region runs from base 1 to 354 and encodes 117 amino acids.